ACAAGUACUUCCGCUCGGGGCGGCGGCGGUGGCGGAAGUGGGAGCGGAGCCGGAGUCUUGGCCAUAAAGCCCAAGGCGGCGGCAGCGGCGGCGUUGAAGGUUUGUGGAGUGCCGAGGUGUCCGCUGGAACCGGAACUUGGACUUCUCUUCAGCCCCUGUGCUCCCUUGUACUUCCUCCUCGGCGGGAGCCCUAGCGACGCGCCCGGCCCGGAGCCCCAAGCGGAGCGGCCGCGUGGCAGUACCAUACAGCGUUGCCUAGGUUUCCCUGUUUGGGACUUCUGGGUCGUGUGUCCAUUGAGUGGUGGGAGUUACCUUUUUGACAUCUAACCUGAACAGUUUGAAGGAUGACCUCUAGGAAGAAAGUGUUGCUGAAGGUUAUCAUCCUGGGAGAUUCUGGAGUUGGUAAGACAUCACUCAUGAACCAGUAUGUGAACAAGAAGUUCAGUAAUCAGUACAAAGCUACAAUAGGAGCAGACUUUCUGACAAAGGAGGUGAUGGUGGAUGACAGACUAGUUACAAUGCAGAUCUGGGACACAGCAGGCCAGGAGCGGUUCCAGUCCCUUGGUGUGGCCUUCUACAGAGGCGCAGACUGCUGCGUUCUGGUGUUUGACGUUACUGCCCCCAACACAUUCAAAACUCUCGAUAGCUGGAGAGAUGAGUUUCUCAUCCAGGCCAGUCCCCGGGAUCCUGAAAAUUUCCCCUUCGUUGUGUUGGGAAACAAGAUUGACCUCGAAAACAGACAAGUGGCCACAAAGCGGGCACAGGCCUGGUGCUACAGCAAAAACAACAUUCCCUACUUCGAGACCAGUGCCAAGGAGGCCAUCAAUGUGGAGCAGGCGUUCCAGACAAUUGCACGGAAUGCACUUAAACAGGAAACAGAGGUGGAGCUGUACAAUGAAUUCCCCGAGCCCAUCAAACUGGACAAGAACGACCGGGCUAAGGCCUCGGCGGAGAGCUGCAGUUGCUGAAGGGGCAGUGAGAGCAGAGCGCAGAGUCCUUCACAAACAAAGAACACACUUAGGCCUUCCAACACAAGCCCCCUGUCCUCUUCCAAACAAAACAUAAAGUCAUCUCUCGAAUCCAGCUGCCAAAAGAAACCCCAUCAAACACACCCUUACACACACACACACACACACACACACAGCCCUGACA
Messenger RNA from Mustela erminea (ermine), 1152 nucleotides. It is a transcript of the gene RAB7A, whose product is annotated as RAB7A, member RAS oncogene family. Gene Ontology annotation, cellular component: late endosome; phagocytic vesicle; lysosome. The record is from RefSeq and is a predicted model, not a curated record. Gene Ontology annotation, molecular function: GTPase activity; GTP binding. NCBI's taxonomy places the organism in Eukaryota, Metazoa, Chordata, Mammalia, Carnivora, Mustelidae. The coding region runs from base 345 to 968 and encodes 207 amino acids. The transcript is spliced from 7 exons. Gene Ontology annotation, biological process: phagosome-lysosome fusion; endosome to lysosome transport.